AUGGGUUGCGUUCAGGGAAAGCCCUCACCAACUUAUAAUCGCCAACAGUCUCGUGGUGGUGGCGGCGGCCUCCAUAAGUUGAAAGCUGAUAAUGGGUAUGUUACAGGCGGAAUUGGGGGAAAACCCAAUGCUGCACAGAAACCGUUUGUUGAAAUGCCUGUGAAGCAGAAUAGUGUAAAGAAGAAUAAUAAUCAAGUUGAUGAUGGUAAUACGAGGAAGGAAGGAGGAGUUCAGAAUGAUAUGAUGAUUAAUCGAGAAGGAAUUGGGAAUGUUUCUCAAAGGAUUGUUGUUGGUAAGAAGAUUGGUUCAGAUGAUUUAAUUGAUGGAUGGCCUAAAUGGCUUGUUGAUAAUAUUCCAAGAGAAGUUUUGGCUAAUCUGGCAUCUAAAACCGCUGAUUCUUAUGAUAAGCUUGCUAAGAUAGGCCAUGGAACAUAUAGUAAUGUCUAUAAAGCUCGAGAUAGAGACACAGGAAAGAUAGUUGCUUUAAAGAAAGUUCGUUUUGACACAUCAGAGCCAGAAAGUGUGAAGUUUAUGGCAAGAGAAAUUAUCAUUUUACAGAAACUAGAUCAUCCAAAUAUUAUCAAACUUGAAGGUCUUGCAACAUCUAGAAUGCAAUAUAGUCUUUAUCUAGUCUUUGAGUACAUGCUAUCAGACUUAACCAGAGUUAUUUCUCGUCCAGAAGGAAGGUUAACAGAACCACAGGUGAAGUGCUAUAUGCAGCAGUUGCUCUCUGGUCUUGAACACUGUCACGAAAGAGGGAUUUUACACAGGGACAUCAAAGGAUCAAACUUAGCACCUGAACUUCUCUUAGGCACUACAGAUUAUGGAGUUGGAAUUGAUCUUUGGAGCACUGGAUGCCUAUUGGCUGAAAUGUUUGUUGGUAGGCCCAUUAUGCCAGGAAGAACAGAGGUUGAGCAGCUUCACAGGAUCUUUAAGCUUUGUGGGUCCCCUCAUGAAGACUACUGGAAAAAAAUCAAGCCACCAACAACCUUCAGACCACCACAAAACUAUGUUCCAAGUUUUCAAGAAGCUUUCACAAAAUUUCCCUCUUCUUCUUUCGGCCUCUUGACCACACUUCUGGCUUUGGACCCCGAAUCCCGUGGAACUUCCACUUCUGCCCUCCAAGACAAUUUUUUCUCUUCAAGUCCAUUAGCAUGCGACCUCUUGGGUUUGCCCGUUGUAAACAAAGACGAGGAUGUCCCGAUUCAAUUCCAUGAUGCAAAGAAGAAUAGAACUCUAAAAAUCAAGCAACGAACAAGGAUAGCUCGGAAGGGUCACGCAAGAAACGUUUCCAUUUCUGAACUCUCGACCGAAUAUUCCGAAUCAUCUAAAGAGCAGGAGAAACAUAUCGACAAAAACUCGGUAAGCCAAGAACAAGAAACAGGUCAAAGCACAAGUAGCAACACAUCAAGCAAGAUAACAAACUUAACAAUGGGACCCUCCCCACCAUUUACUUUAGCAUUCGAUUCAAAUCCACCCAAUAAUCGGGCAGCAAGAACCGAAGCUCACCCAAAUGCUUUAAAAAAUAUAAAAAAUUUCCCGCUUCUACUCGCAUCCAUCACACAAACCGUUAAUAAUAUGGAAGAGAAUCGAAAUGGUCUCAAUCGUCGAUCCAUGUCUAAUGUCGAUUUUCGACAUUUGGAUAUUGAGAAGAUAUCGAAACUCUUUAAUUUAGAUGAUCAUUAGGGUUUUUUGUGGGAUAAUUCUUUUCUAUUUUUUGUGUUGUGGUACUUUAUAUAUGUUUUUCUUGGGUUUGUUUUAUAAAUGAACUAUAAAACCAAUAAACCAAAUUAUUGUUCAU
Molecule: messenger RNA, 1801 nt
Organism: Lactuca virosa
Lineage: Eukaryota; Viridiplantae; Streptophyta; Magnoliopsida; Asterales; Asteraceae
Source: the annotation of a GenBank genome assembly